AUGGAGUUUAUUAAAGAGGAGAGUGAAGAUGUGACAUUUGAAGAAACAUUCAGAGUCAAACAUGAAGAGACUGAGACACAAACAGACCUGAUGCCGCUGAAAAAGGAGAGUCAAGAACUGAAUGAAAUGGAAGACAAAAUUCAGUAUGAGGAACAUCAUGAUUUCACAACUGGAGAAAAUGUGUUUAGCUCCUCACAGACUAAAACGACUACAGGAAAAAGAGCUCAAAAACCAGGAGCUAGAAGUCAUUUCACCUGCCAACACUGUGGAAAAAAUUUAACUGAAAAAAGAAGCCUUGAGGUCCAUAUGAGGAUUCACACUGGAGAAAAGCCUUACGCCUGCCAACAAUGUGGAAAUAGUUUCAUUCGAAAAGGAGACCUUAAAAACCACAUGAAUGUCCACACUGGUGAGAAGCCUUACACAUGCCCUCAGUGUGGAAGGGGUUUUACACGUAAACAAACUCUUAAUGCUCACAUAAAAAUUCACAAUGGAGAGACGCUAUACACCUGCCAACGAUGUGGAAAGAGUUUCACUGUAAAAGGAAAUCUUGAAGUCCACAUGAGGAUUCACACUGGAGAAAAGCCUUACACUUGCCAACAAUGUGGAGAAAGUUUCAUUAAAAAUGAAACCCUUAAAGUCCACAUGAGAGUUCACACUGGAGAAAAGCCUUACAUCUGCAAACUGUGUGGAAAAAGUUUAGUUAAAAAAGCAACCCUUGAAAGGCACAUGAGGAUUCAUACUGGAGAGAAGCCUCACACCUGCAAACUGUGUGGAAAUGGUUUCAUUCGAAAAUCAGACCUUGAAAACCAUGUAAGAAGUCACACUGGAGAGAAGCCUUACACAUGCCCUCAGUGUGGAAGGAGCUUUACACGUAAACAAAAUCUUAAAGCCCACAUAAGAAUUCACACAGGAGAGAAGCCAUACACCUGCCAACAGUGUGGAAAGAGUUUUACUCAUCAAGGAAACUUCAAAGGCCACAUGAGAAUUCACAGUGGAAAGAAAUAUUUCACCUGCCAACAGUGUGGAAAGAGUUUCAGAUGUAAAAUAUCCCUUAAUAACCAUAUAAGGUAUCACUCGAUAGAAGGAAUUUAUGUUAUCAGUGUGGAAAGACCUUCACAGAAAGUAAGCACUGUAAGAAUCAUGUAAUAAUUCAUAUUGGG
Molecule: messenger RNA, 1160 nt
Organism: Cyprinus carpio (common carp)
Lineage: Eukaryota; Metazoa; Chordata; Actinopteri; Cypriniformes; Cyprinidae
Biological process (GO): regulation of transcription by RNA polymerase II
Cellular component (GO): nucleus
Molecular function (GO): RNA polymerase II cis-regulatory region sequence-specific DNA binding; DNA-binding transcription activator activity, RNA polymerase II-specific
Source: RefSeq, a predicted model, not a curated record